Anthonomus grandis grandis is the source of this 978-nucleotide messenger RNA. It is a transcript of the gene amx, whose product is annotated as TM2 domain-containing protein almondex. Lineage: Eukaryota; Metazoa; Arthropoda; Insecta; Coleoptera; Curculionidae. The record is from RefSeq and is a predicted model, not a curated record. The transcript has 5 exons. Bases 111 to 812 code for a protein of 233 amino acids.
GAUAAAAUCUUCCAUGCAUAUGUCAAAAAUAAUGAAAAUAAAUAUGAUUUCUGCAUACAAAUAUUGAAAAUUUAUUAAUUGAUUAUUAUAUUAUAACAAAAGUUGCAAAAAUGCGAUGCGUUCAUAUAAAUAUCCGUCAAGCCACAUUUAUUUUACUUACUUUUCUAGCCAACAAUAUACAAACAGCGGACAAUACUAUAAAUACAUUCGUUGACGAGAAGAAAAGUAUAAAUAUACAGGAUGAAAAUAAACCAGUUAACCUGCAAAGUGACACAGUCUUCAAAUGCCCUUUAAACAUAGAAUGUAAGGAACUCCCUGCACAAUGUCUGGACUGUGAAUUAUCAGAUUCCUGCAUAUAUGGCAAGGAAAGGAUUUCCAAAUGUCGCAAUAAGGCCCAAGUCAAAUGUCACGGGUCCAAAGAAUUUGAUAAAAAGUACAUCUGUAGAUAUUGUUACCAAACAGAACCUUGGGAGCACAGCUGUGAACAAAAAGCUACUUGUCAAUCAGUUUCAUCACCUAGAGACGUUUAUGUCACUAAUUGUACUGUGAAUGGGGACAUUUUAUGUUUAGGUCGCCGAACGUUCAACAAGAAAAUCAAGUGUAACUGGACUGGCGGAUAUAAAUGGUCCACGGCUUUAGCUUUGAGUAUUACUUUAGGGGGUUUUGGAGCAGAUAGGUUCUAUUUGGGACAUUGGCAGGAAGGAAUAGGCAAACUAUUUAGUUUUGGUGGCUUAGGGGUGUGGACAAUCAUAGAUGUCAUUUUAAUUUCUUUGCAUUAUCUAGGGCCUGCUGAUGGUUCUUUGUAUCUAUGAUUGUUCAAGAACCCUUAAUUAAAAUGUAAUGAUUUCUGUAAAGUCUGAUUAGGUUAUAAGAUAAAAACACAUAAUAUUGUAAAUAAAUAAUUCUUUAAUUUAUUAUAUAAAUAUUAUAAUGUACAUUUUGAAUAUCAGAAUAAACUGUUAAAAGCUUAUUACAAAA